CGUGGGAAACGACGGCGAACUGGAUUUGAUUUUAAAUGGUCCAAUAGGGACAGAGGUUGGUGAACCGUGUGCAAUAGGAAUAGAGGCCUCUCAACUGCAGCCAAUAGGAAUAGAGGCCUCUCAACUGCACCCAAUAGGAAUAGAGGCCGCUCAACUGCAGCCAAUAGGAGUAGAGGCCGCUCAACAGCAGCUCGCGGCGAUUUGAACAUGUCCGAAUCUCGGGACACAAGCUGUAGCAUUGUGAUCAGCAAUGAACCAUUACUCCUCAGCAAGCCCAUCAUCUUCAACCCAGACUUUUUUGUGGAAAAACUUCGCCAUGAAAAGCCAGAGGUGUUUCUGGAGCUGGUUGUGAGCAACCUAACACGUCUCAUCGACCUUCCUGGGACUGAGUUUGCACAACUGAUUGGUGAGGAAGAGCCCAGUUUACCCAGCAACACCAGCUCCAGCUUUUUCCGCUCAUUCAACUUCCUGAAACGUAAAGAGAAGGGGGUUGUGUUUGGAGCUCCACUAACAGAAGAGGGAAUUGCUCAAGUUUAUCAGCUCAUUGAAUAUCUCUACAAAAAUCUCCAUGUGGAGGGUCUGUUCCGCAUUCCUGGGAACAGUAUCCGUCUGCAGUCCCUGAAAGAUGCUUUAAACAGUGGCGUGGAUGUAGAUCUGGAUUCUGGAGAGUUUCAUCCAAAUGAUGUUGCAACUCUGUUGAAAGUAUUCCUCGGAGAACUGCCAGAACCGCUCCUCAGUCAUAGACAUUAUAAUGCUCAUCUCAAAAUAGCAGAUCUAAUGGUGUUUGACGUGAAGGGGAAGAAAACUGUUCCUGACAAGGAGCGUCAAAUCGAAGCUCUUCAGCUACUCUUCCUUUUGUUGCCCUCAGCCAAUCGGAAUCUGCUGAAGUUACUGUUGGAUCUACUAUACCAAACUGCCAAACAUCAGGACAGGAACAAGAUGACUGCCUAUAACCUGGCACUCAUGUUUGCUCCACACAUUCUCUGGCCAAGGAAUAUGAUGGCUGCUGACCUUCAAGGAAAUAUCGCCAAGUUAAAUAAUGGAACUGCAUUUUUGAUUAAACACUCUCAGAAGCUCUUCCGGGCACCAGCAUACAUUCGAGAACUUGCCAGAUUACAGUUCACAGGAUCAAAGCUCUCAGUGAUCAGGGAUGAUCUGGAUUUGUUGUCAGCUCCAGAUUGCCCAGAUUUGCUCAUCAGUAAAUCUGCAAAGCGGAACAGGCUGCACUCUGUUUUGAGAUCCCAGGAGGACACACAGCAACAUACAGAAGAGGCCCUGAAGGAGCUCUUUAAACACGUCAGCAAUAUGCCCAACUCCGCCAAGAAGAAGAGACUCGUGAGACAGUUUCAUAAAAGCUCGGUGGUUGGUACUCCUGAAGGAUUAAUUUCGCCGAAACACAAGAAACACAUGCGCUCCAAGUCUUUUGGAGGCCGCAUUAAGCGUAAAGUUUUGGGUGGUCAGUAUAUCACUGAAAGAAAGAGCAAAAUCCUGAUACCAGACACAGCGACUGAAAGCAGUGGACAUCCACAAGUGGGUGACGUGGAGAACCUGGAGCAGUUUCAGAAGUGUGAAGAAUCAUCAGCACUGCACUUCAGUCACAUCCGAUCAAAAUCCACCGAGGAAAUCCUCAACAGCAGAAAGGAACCACUUGGAGUGAACCGAACAAUCACAGUUUCAACGAGGGAAUCGGCCAUGUAGUUCAACGUUCCCCUUCAAAAUGUCUCAAAGCAAUGUGAAGCUGAGGAGAGCCAUUAAAGACCACUAAUUGUGCUCACUGGAACUGAAAUAUUGGAUGUUUAGAAUGACUAGUAGCUUUUAAUAUCCUGUGGUAACAGAUUGAACAUGGACCUAUAUAAUUUGUCAUGCUGCUGCCUUAUUUAACAGGGCAGCCAGGUUAUGGAUCAAGAAAAGAGGAAAAUCUCAUGGGCUAUAUUUGGGUGCACAUAACAAAAGCAGGUCCUUAGUUAGGAGAGUGGGAAAUGCAAGUAGCUGAAAGAUACUGAGUAACUGUGAAAUUGAGGCUGUUACUGGUUGGGCUUAAUCUGCUGGCUUGAAAUGAAUUUACUUCAGGUAAUUAUAAAAUAUUAAAUGACUGUCAGUACAACACAGGCCACUAAAUCAAAUUCAGCUCUAAUGGGUACUAAACAAGCCUUAGGUUGGUUAUAUUUCGGACCAAAAACCUUGAGGGAGGCUCAGCAAAGUGUGGGUCAGGGUAGAGGGUUGGAAAUUCUUCUGAUGUCACAGAGGGUCAGACGUCUUACUAGAGUGACAGAGGAGUUGUUUGAUGUGUCACUGCCUUGUCUCAAGAUUUACAUUUAUCUUACAAGCAACUCUGCAUGUUGAAAAAAAAUACUUUGGUACCUCAGUCUUAGUGUUUUCCUAUCAUGUGUCACUCGCUUCCUGAUCCUGUUUAUUGCCCGGAUACUCCAACAGGAUUUAAUAAUAAUCUUUAGACAAAAGAUACUAAUUCCUCUGCAGCCUCUAACUCUGCCCAAGGUGAACUGGUGUCUAGAACUAAAGUCAUAUUUGAGUCAGCAUCAACCCAUCAGGAGGGAGGGAGAAGACAGUGGGGGGUUAAGGUAAGAGGUUAAGCUGGAUGCACAGCAGGUUAAGGGUCAUUGGUUAUGUGGAUAAAAGCAUUGAACAGGCAGGAAAAAAAUUAAAUAUUUUCUUUUUUUUACUAAACUUACAUAGCUUUAAGAUGCUGAACUGAAGUUUACCUUCAUAUUAGCCAAAUUCCAGAGCUAAUCCCUUGCUUUUUAUAUACUGUGUUAGUGACAGUGUAUCAUGUGACAUUUGCUACUGCGAAUCGGUCAUUGUAGCAGAGCAGGAUGGACCUGAACAGCUCCAAAGCAGCAAGUGAAUUAUCAAGCACCCUGUCAUUCUUGCUGGAAGUGGGUGAGAGGUGCAGCUUCCUGUACCCUGCCCCACACAGCUUAGAACAUGUGAGGAGCCUGCCGGCUUCUGCUAUGUUGGCAGGGGAUUGACAAUGUCAAUAACAGUAACUGAAACUGAUUUUCUGUUAACAGUUAAUUCACACCAAGUACAAUGCUGCAGAUGACACUGGAGAUAAAUGCUGUGAAAUCUUAGUUAAUUAUUGAGUCUUCAGUAAUUGAAGUGAAUGUGAUGCUUUUUUGUACUGCAUGAACGUCUUAAUCUUUUUAAUAUUGCUAUCCUUGUAUUUAUGUGAUGUAUAAUAUAUAUAAUGUUUUAUA
This is a messenger RNA of Carcharodon carcharias (great white shark), 3215 nucleotides long. It is a transcript of the gene arhgap19, whose product is annotated as Rho GTPase activating protein 19. Gene Ontology annotation, biological process: regulation of small GTPase mediated signal transduction; signal transduction. The transcript is spliced from 12 exons. The coding region runs from base 208 to 1698 and encodes 496 amino acids. The record is from RefSeq and is a predicted model, not a curated record. Lineage: Eukaryota; Metazoa; Chordata; Chondrichthyes; Lamniformes; Lamnidae. Gene Ontology annotation, molecular function: GTPase activator activity. Gene Ontology annotation, cellular component: cytoplasm.